Molecule: messenger RNA, 573 nt
Organism: Aspergillus chevalieri
Lineage: Eukaryota; Fungi; Ascomycota; Eurotiomycetes; Eurotiales; Aspergillaceae
Product: cysteine hydrolase family protein
Exons: 1
Coding region: 1-573 (190 amino acids)
Source: RefSeq, a predicted model, not a curated record
AUGCCGAACACAGCUCUACUCGUGCUAGACAUCCAGAACGGCAUAAUCGACCGUCUAGGACACAACAGCACCAUAGACGACUAUCUCCAACGUCUCUCGACUACGAUCAACAAAGCCCGCGACUCCGGCGUCAAAAUCAUCUACAUCACAACAUCCUUCCGCCCCGGCUACCAAGACCUACACCCAAACAGCCCCUCCACAACAGCAAUCAAAGCCUCGAACCAGUUCAUCGAAGGCGAUCAUUCAACCCAGAUCCAUCCAGCUGUUUCCCCAGACACAAGCAAAGGAGAUGCCGUUGUGAACAAGCGCCGCGUGUCCGCAUUUGCCGGGACGGAUUUGGAUCUGAUUCUACGCUGUCUUGAUGCACGCGACGACUUGGUGGUCUGUGGGCUGAUUACUAGUGGUGCAGUGUUAUCCACGGUGCGACAGGCGGCGGAUCUUGAUCAUCGACUUACUGUGCUUCGUGAUUUGUGUAUGGAUCGGGAUCCUGAGGUGCAUGAUGUUUUGAUGGAUAAGGUUUUGACGAAACAGGCGCGGGUUGUGGUUUCGGAUGAGUGGGUUGGAUUGUUAUAG